AUGGUGGUAAACAGUGAAUCAGGGAGCUCCGAUUUUUUUCGUUCAUCUAAUGAAACUCAAAGCACUUUUAAUGGUGAAAAAUAUCUGCAUAUAACUAAGAAAGGAUCGAUCAAGUGGGAAGGAAGCUUUGAAUCGCUUCAAGGCUUUUUUAACUCGUUUUUGAAGGCCGAGACGAAAUGGAUGACGCCACGUGGUGGCUGUAAACAAUAUGAAGCUGAUAAUAACCUAGUAAUUCGCUGGUAUUCUUCAUCAAAGUUGCUUUGUUUCAGUGGACCUACCAGUGAAAAGCUUAUUGACUUGGUGCCUAAGCAACAACAAAUCAUAGACGGCGUCGAGGGCGAAAUAUUAGUUGAUCAAACAUUAGACUAUGAUGAUGAAACUACAAAUACGACAGACGAUGAACAUUCAGGUGCUGACAACGAUAAACAUUUAAAUGUUGAAAACGUUGAACAUUCGAGUGUCUCUCUGGAAAAAAUCGCUGAGAAUUUCAAACUUUUAGAAAAUCGUGUGAAUGCAAAGGUACUCGAGCUUUCAAGUAAAAUCGACAAAUUAAAAUCGAACAGUGUAUGUAACAAUGAUCUGUCUCAACGCUGCGAAAAUCUUGUAUAUGCUAUGGCGUCACUUAAAGCAAAAGUAAGCGAUCUAGAAGAGGAGAAAAAAUCUCUGCUUAUGGUAAUAAAAGUUCGCCGACCUAAAUCAGCCAGAAAGUAAAGAAAAUCGCAAUGGCUGGCAGAAUGUCAAAGGGCGUGCAGCGUCAGAAAAACUUUUUGACAUUCUCUUCUAGUAAAAGUGAUACGGUAAUUAGAAACCAAUUUGAAAUUUUAAGCGACAGCGAUAUUGAAAUCAAAUCACAAGAAAUCCCCCUUGUCAAAGGAAGACAAAAGGUAAUAAACAAGAGUCAAGGACAAACGAACAAGAACAAUGACGAACUUCAAAACAAAGAAUCCGCUAGCCCAAGCAAAGCAAAAGUGCCAAGCACAGUAAUAAUUGGUGACUCAAUGACUAAACACUUAGAUAGUAGGAGAUUACAACAAUCUUCAAAAACCGUAAGACGAGUGUCGACGCAGACUUUUAGAGGCGCAACGACAUAUAUACCUAAAAUAGGUAAGAUCAAUCAACAUCUUCAAAGCUAUUGUCAAGAUCAAAAUAUAGACUUAUCCAACACGGCAACUUACAAGCCAAACACUUGAACUCAUACAGAGUUCAUCUUAACAGAGCAGGAAAUUCCAUUGUUGCUAAAAACUUGAUAGGUUAUUUAAGGAUUCGGGCAAUUGAAGUAAACCGGCUACCGAGGAUAAUUCUUACAAAAAUUUUGCCCUAAAUAAUGCAAAUCAAAUUAAAUCAAAUGCAAAUAACCCAGUUAUGAAAAAGAGAGGCCGUUUAAAAUUGGCCACCUAAAUAUAAGAAGCUUAGUCAAAAACAUAGACCAGUUACGAAUUUAUUUAUCUAAUCAAAAGUAUAACAUACUAAGUAUAAACGAAACUAUGCUUGACAGUACAAUAUCUAAUUAUGAAAUUAACAUAAGUGGCUAUGAUAUAGUUAGAAAAGAUAGAAACCGAAAUGGUGGUGGGGUAGCAUUAUAUAUCAGAAAUGUAAUUGAUUACAAAAUAAGAAAUGAUUUAAUGAAUGAAAAUCUUGAAACAAUCACGAUUGAGGUCUGUCCUCCAAAGGCAAAAUCAUUCUUUGUUAACGCUUGGUAUCGCCCACCAGAUGCUUCUAUUGAAUGUUUCGAAUGGUAUGAAGAAUGUAUUAUAAAUAUGGACUUAGAGAACAAAGAGACUAUUAUAUUCUUAUGGGGGACUUUAAUUGUGAUUAAUUGGAGCAAGUUAUCCAAUAAUAAUGCCGCCUCUCAUACGGUUAGAAUGGCUACUCUAGCGAGUACUUAUCAAUUUGAGCAAAUGAUUAAGGAACCCACUCGGGUAACGGCAGCCUCUAGGACACUGAUUGAUCUUGCAUUAUUUAACAGACCAGAACUCAUCACGAUGUCGGGUGUAGAUCACCUUGGCAUAAGUGACCACAGUUUAAUCUACGUUGUCGAAAAAUAUCCAUUCCACGUAACGAACCAAAAAUUAUCCGCUCGCGCCAAUUUAAACAUUAUGAUAAAAAUUCGUUUGUUACAGAGCUUCGGGAUAUUCUGCAACAUACGAUAAAUGAUAACAACCCUGCAGAUGUACUCUGGGAAGAUUUUAAAACAAGAUUUUUGUUUGUUGCCGACAUUCACGCACCUCAAAUUACGAGAAAGGUUAAAAGCGAGUACACUCCUUGGAUGACAAACAAUAUUAAGAAACAGAUUUAUCAUCGAGAUUUUCUUAAGAAAAAAGCAAUUAACACAGGAUCUGAAAACACGUUUGUCGCAUAUAAAAGAGCCCGAAAUGCGUUGAAUAAACUUAUUAAAGACACAAAAGGGAAUUAUUUCGAUCUUAUCUUACAAAUCGUACUCAAUUACUCAAAUGUGUAA
Molecule: messenger RNA, 2458 nt
Organism: Paramuricea clavata
Lineage: Eukaryota; Metazoa; Cnidaria; Anthozoa; Malacalcyonacea; Plexauridae
Source: the annotation of a GenBank genome assembly